This is a messenger RNA of Manduca sexta (tobacco hornworm), 6203 nucleotides long. RefSeq lists its product as uncharacterized. The coding region runs from base 2301 to 3197 and encodes 298 amino acids. The transcript has 2 exons. The record is from RefSeq and is a predicted model, not a curated record. Gene Ontology annotation, molecular function: zinc ion binding; nucleic acid binding. NCBI's taxonomy places the organism in Eukaryota, Metazoa, Arthropoda, Insecta, Lepidoptera, Sphingidae.
AUAAAAUGUUUUUAAAAUAAAUAAAUUGUGAACGCAAUGCCAAUGAACUAGUGACUUUCACCUGCACUGCGUAAUGACCUUAACAAUACUUUUGAUCUACAAUAAUUAAACAUAAAUAAAUUUUAAUAAACGUUUUUCAAUACGCAAUUUAAAAAAUAAAAUUAAAAAAACCCACGCUUCAAUUACUCAAGGCAACGAAAGUAAAAUCAUACAGCCUGUGUAUAUCUAUAAUGAAUUGUAAACAUACGUGUGUGUUAUGUAAAAUUAUGUGUUUUAGCCGAUGUUGGUCGCAUUAUAUUACCGUUAAGUAUAAUAAGGACACGCGGAAUGAAUAGUCCGAUACUAGCAUGAUAACAUAAUACAACCAUUGAUAGUUGUUUACGAGUCUGUUACAUAUAGUGCAGGUCUUAUUAUUUUAGGUACCAGCCGAACAUUAAUAUAUUUGUAUUAAAAUAUACUUGUAAUAUUAGUAAGAGAAAUAAAUAAAAAGUCUGGAAAACGUUUUGUUUAAAUCUGCCAAGUAGGGGUGGUUUAUUGGUGGUACGUCUCUUAUAUGUGAGAGUCCGCAGGUACCACCCUAAUAUCUAUUUCUGCCAAGCAGCAAUGUGUAGUCUGUUGUGUUCCGGUUUGAACAUUGUAGCCAGUUUAACUGCUGGACAUGAUUAACAUCUCAUGUCUCAUGAUGGCGAGCAGUGGAAUACCAAACAAUACUUUGUAAUUCAAGGUGUUGGUGUUUCUACUGUUUAUGGCUUGUAUCGGUUACCGUCAGGCGAACGGCAAGCUCGUCUUGUCAUACUAUAAAGAAAAAAAAGCACAUAGCUGCGCAAGUUGUGUGUCCCAAUAUUAUUCUUAAAGGCAGUGUGUCCAUAAUUCUAUUGAAAUUGUGGGUGAAAGUGGCCGGAGAAGAUCACUUAACAUAUUCUUCACCACUCUUUCCAUGAAACGAUACCAAUAACUUUUUCAAUCCAUCGCGAAAAUUGACCAAUCAGGACAUAGAAUUUUGACAUUUACAAUUGACUCGUUCUGAUUGGCUAUUCUUAUUAUUGGAUCAAAGAAUAAGAUUGGGAUCGUUGUUUAAAAAGACCGUUAAGUUUGUUAAUUAUUACAGUUAUUUCGGUUUAGAAGCCAAACCAUUGAAGCCAUUUUAAAAAUAAUUCUUUAUGACCGAUCUCGAAGUAGGUAUCCUUUCAAAUACAUACAUAGUAUCGCGCCUCUAUCUAUAGGGGUAGGCAGACUACGGAUUGCCACUUUGCACGAUUCUGGCAUACUUCGCUUUCUCCACCUUCAUCAAUCUUUUCAUGCAUUCCGCAUAUUCAGGGUACUUCUGACCUGGCCUUUACUAAGAAUUUCAUCUGACAUUCGAAGGUUCGGUGCGGUCGACCCCUACCGGCUCUUCCAUCCACAUUCGCCUUAUAUAUCCUCUUUGUCAGUCUCUUAUCAUCCUCUCCAAAUGCCCAACAAUUUUAGUAUAGUCUCACCAAUUUAGGUUACUAAAUCCUCUAUCACUCCACACAUGUCCAUCACCGAAUUGUAAUAUUAACGAUUUUUUUCAAAUCGUUUAUAAAUGAGAGUUGCGAGGUAACAAACAAAAAAAAAUACACGUCGAAUCAAUGCCAGAUUUAUAUUUUUAUGAGUGUAGGCGACUUUAUUUCUGCCGCUCCAUGUAGAUAGGUUUAUGUAUGUAGGUUUUUAAAAUAGGUACUUAAUAAUUUUCCAUUUCUUUGUAUUAUGGAAGGCACUAAAGUUAAAUAAACGAAUAAAUAAUUAUAUCGAGUGAGCGUCCUCUGAAAACUGCCGCCCCUAAGAGGCUGUCGCCCAUAAGCUGCGGCCUAUACGGCCUAUUUACAAAUCCAGGACUGCGUCGAAUUGAGAACCUUCUUUAUUUAAGUCGGUUAAAAUACACUGGUAUCCUCUAGGAACGGUAAAAAUGACCCUUAUUGUCUCAAGCAUGAAAUAAAACCCACAACUUGUCGGGUACGACAGACUUGUCUGAGAGAGAAUUUAAUACAGCGGUCAGGGUCGCAUUGAGGUCAGUGUAGAAGCCACGGACUCACGUCCGUUCUGCCAAACGUUAUUUAUUAUUGUAAUGUAUGUAAAUGAUGUCAUCUGUGGAACAUCACUACGUCCUGUGUCGUCUGUGACUAAUUGUGUCUCAUCACUACGCCUGUCUGUCAAUAAAUGUUUUAUGGCCGCUACCGACGCCUAUUAUUUUACACAAAUGCAGAAAUAUCACAGUGACGACGAGGAUUAAAUAUUGUCGCGCUCAAGAUCGUCGAAUUGAAAGUGUAAAGAAUUGCAAAAUGGCAAUAGGAAAGAUAGGUGAAUUUAAAGUUAGUACCGACGACUGGGGAUUGUACGUCGAGCGAGUUGAACAGUAUUUUUUGGCGAAUAACAUUAAAAAUGAACUUCAGGUUUCCACCCUGAUUACCGUUAUGGGCGCGGAAUGUUACGAAUUGCUAGUAAAUUUGUGCACGCCGGAGAAACCAAGCAAAAAAACGUUUGAAGAGAUAUCGUCCAUCUUGAAAAAACACUUGCAACCCAAACCGAGCAUUCUUGCCGAAAGAUUUAAAUUUCGGCAAAGAUUACAAAAGGAAGGCGAAAGCAUCGCAGAAUACGUCGCAAUUUUAAAAAAAAUGUCUAAAUCUUGUGAAUUCGGAGGCGGGUUAGACGAAAGCAUGCGCGAUCAACUAGUAUGCGGCAUCAAUAGUGAAAUAAUCAGACAGCGGCUUUUUGCGGAGGAAAAGUUGGAUUAUGCGAAGGCCUAUAAAUUAGCUGUCAGUAUAGAGGCCGCGGAGAAAAAUGCUGCAAUUGUAGAGGGUCAGGCACGACCAUCAGCGCCUGUCGAAACUAAAUGCCUAGCUAUUAAGAACAUGCGGCGAAACACGGUACGUCCAUGGGGCCCAGCAAAGGAUCAUGUAGCAUCGACGCAUCGUAACAAGUUGAAUGUCGGCACAACAACAGAAGUAUCGUCGGAGCCAGCAGAGCGCGGCCGUCCUUAUCAGCAGUGCGGGGUGUGUGGGAGAUCACACCACACAGCUAGCUGCAAGUUUGCUAAGUAUUUUUGCAGGGUGUGUAAUAAACAAGGGCAUCUGAAACGUGUAUGUCCCCAAUUGACGAGUCAGAACUAUGUGGCACAAACAGAAGACAUUGGAAGUGCAAUAGACAGUGAUGCAAGCGAUGAGUUCCAGAUAUUGUAAAGUCUUCGAGGACGGGUUGGGCUGUUUCACCGGUGGGCCAGUAAGCAUCCACGUGCGUGAGGGGCGCGCCCUGUGUACAUGCGGGCGCGACCACUGGCGUACGCAAUGAGAGCACCGGUGGAGCGUGCCCUAGACCAGCUGGUGCAGGACGGUAUCCUCACGCCCGUCGACCGUUCUGACUGGGCAACACCAAUAGUACCUGUGGUAAAAAAAGAUGGUAACAUCAGAAUCUGUGCUGAUUAUAAGCUUACUUUAAACAAGGUGUUGGAAAUUGACCGUUACCCUGUACCGCGAGUAGAGGACUUGCUGACACGUUUACAUGGGGGUGAAAGAUUCAGCAAAAUAGACCUUUCACAAGCCUAUGCCCAAUUAGAAUUAGAUGAAUCAAAAAAUACACAGUCAUAAAUACUCAUAAGGGUUUAUUUAUGUAUAAUCGGUUAGUAUAUGGUUUAGCUUCGAGCCCAGGUAUUUUUCAAAGACGAUUAGAACAAAUGUUUGCAGAUAUGCCAAAUGUUGGGGUUUUCCUUGAUGACAUAAUAAUUACAGGCCUAGAUACUCAUUGUCAUAUAGAUACAUUGCAUAAAGUAUUUCAAAGGUUACAACAUUAUGGGUUUAAAAGUUAAGAGAGAGAAAUGUAGUUUUUUUAAAGAGUCAAUCAGUUUCUUAGGUUAUGUUAUAAGCAAAGAGGGGGUGCAUACAAGUCCUGAAAAAGUUAAAGCAAUCAUUGAUACACCACAACCCACUAAUAGUACAGAGUUAAGAGCAUUUAUUGGUAUGACAAUGUAUUAUGCAAAAUUUGUAAAAAAUAUUAGCACAAUUCUCGCACCAUUAUACGAUUUAUUACGUGCUCAUGUUAAAUUCAUCUGGUGUAGCAAAUGCGAGAUUGCUUUUACAAAGGUUAAAAAGUUAUUGGCAUCAAGUGAAGUACUAAUACAUUAUACACCAGACUUACCAAUAAUACUAACCACAGAUGCAAGCAGUGUGGGUGUUGGAGCAGUGUUGUCACAUGUCACACCGCAAGGCGAACGACCAAUAGGGUAUGCAUCCCGAUCACUCACCUCUGCAGAGCGCUCAUACGCACAAAUAGAUAGGGAAGCACUUGCUAUAGUAUUUGGUAUUAGAAAAUAUCAUCAGUAUUUGUAUGGCCGGCGAUUUAUACUGAAAACAGACCAUAAGCCACUAACAUAUAUAUUUGGCAAUAAAGUAGGUAUACCAGUUAUGGCCGCGUCCAGAGUCCAACGUUGGGCUGUCUUGCUAUCAGGUUAUACUUACGACAUCGAAUUUGUUCCUUCUAAAUCGAAUGGUGCAGACGGAUUGUCCAGGCUGCCGUCCAGUAGCAAUAUUCACAAAGACAACGAAGUCACUUAUAUAAAUUUUGUAGAAGACUUUUUGCCAGUAACUAAUAGAGAAGUAAAGGCAGAAAUAUCUAAGGAUAGGUUGCUAAGUCGCGUGUUGUUAUAUGUGCAGUCAGGUUGGCCAGAACACUGUAAUGAAGAUGAUUUAAAACCAUAUUUUAUGAAGCGUAAUGAAUUGUACAUUGAAAACGGAUGUCUAAUGUGGGGCUAUAGGAUAAUAAUUCCUAACACAUUACAAAACGUUGUACUAAAACAAUUGCACAGUAGUCAUAUGGGAAUCGUUAAAACCAAAUCACUAGCUCGUAGUUACAUUUGGUGGCCUAACAUAGAUAAAGACGUGGAAGAAGUGUGUCGACAAUGCGAUACGUGCGCAGCAGAGAGCGCCGCUCCACCUAGGGUACCACCACAGCCAUGGCAUUACGCGUUACAACCGUGGACGCGACUUCACAUCGACUUUUUAGGGCCGAUUAAGGGAAAAACUUAUUUAGUGUUAAUUGAUUCCAGCUCUAAGUGGCUUGAAAUUUUCGAAAUGCCCUUAACGAAUGCUGCACAGGUUAUACGUGUACUGCGUGCUACUUUUGCACGAUUUGGUCUUCCGGUAGAGUUAGCAUCUGAUCAAGGACCUCCUUUUACAAGUUCCGAGUUUAGUAAUUUUUUAAAACAGAACGGUAUUCGCCAAAUAUUUUCACCAACUUACCACCCGUCAUCAAACGGCGCGGCCGAAAAUGCCGUCAAAUCAUGCAAAAUGGUAAUCAAAAAGGCAUACAGAGAUAAUGUUGACGUAGACGCGGCCUUACAAAAUUUUCUACUGGUUUACAGAAAUACAUCGCAUAGUACCACUGGAGAAACACCGGCUAUGUUGCUUCAGCGACGUACUCUUCGUAACCGGCUAGAUUUGUUACGUGGAGACUGUUCACUGAAAGACAGGGUUAACAAGGCAAAGCAAUGUCAAAUAGAAUAUGCGGGGGUAUUCAACGGGAACUACAUGUGGGGGAAACUGUAUGGGCUAGAAACUAUAGCAAGGGAGACAAGUGGGAAAAGGGUACAGUAGCAUGUAAAGUAGGUUCUAGACAGUAUAUUAUAGAAACGGGAAACGGUCGGCAAACAACAAGACAUAUAGAUCAAAUUAAACGGAGAUCACGUUUUUCUGAUGUUACUGGUCCAGAGCUUACAGACACGGUCGAGGAGAAUCCUUAUAAGAAUAAAUUCCUAAAGGAAAAUGACGUAGAGGAUGUCGAGCCAACACCAGAGAAAAAUAUUUAUGAUAAACCGAUAUUAUUAGAGGAAGAUAAGAUCGGCAAGGAGAUUAAGGAACAGGCGGGAGAAGUGGCCUCGGGAACAUCGCAAAUAAUUUCCACUAAUCCGGAGAGGAAUUCGCCACAGCCCUUGUCCACUUCUCGAAUUAAAAGAAUUUGUAAGCCGGCAAAAAGGUUCGGUUUUGAUGAAUAUUAAUUAAGUAUAAGAUGAAACAUUUGUAUUUGAUAUUAGAUCAAAAAUGUUAGUUAUAUAUAGAGUAAGUCUAGAUUUAAGAAGUGAGGUGUAAUGUAUGUAAAUGAUGUCAUCUGUGGAACAUCACUACGUCCUGUGUCGUCUGUGACUAAUUGUGUCUCAUCACUACGCCUGUCUGUCAAUAAAUGUUUUAUGGCCGCUA